Cooperia oncophora is the source of this 1803-nucleotide messenger RNA. Lineage: Eukaryota; Metazoa; Nematoda; Chromadorea; Rhabditida; Trichostrongylidae. The record is from the annotation of a GenBank genome assembly.
AUGAGGCGGAUUUUUCUACAUUUUCAGGAAGUGGGUGUUUUGUUCAACACUGGAGAGGUUGUGAGAAGCUCUUUAGAUGAGCUAAAAGAAGCCGUAUAUUCUGUUCGUUGUUCCGAUAAGUUCACAACGCGUACUACGCUAGUUGCUCCUGCUCACAGGGAGCUAUUUGUAUUGGCAACUGAUGGAGGAACGGAAGCCCUGCGUGAGGUAGCCCUACAGAGGACAUCGUUGGCUUGCCGUCUAUGGAUUUCUACUUUAUGGAGCUCUUUCAAAAAUGUACUCGUUGGAAUAGCUGUCGGUGAUGCUGCCCUCCCUUUGGAAAAAGCGACACACUCGGAAUCACUGAACUUUGCGCUUCUGCAUGCUCCUACGCGGACACUUCAGCAGUUAUUUGAGAGAACGUUAAAUGAGCGAGACUAUUCUCGAGCGAAGAGCCUGGCAGAGAGUUACGAUACGAUCGACAUUGACGUUGUACUCAAAGCAGAAUGGCGUGAUGUUUGUCAGAGCCAGUCAGUGACUGUUGAGAGUGUGGACAAUAUACUGCGCCAAAUCAGUGAUCAAGACUGGGUGAUUGAAACCUGUGCUACAAGUGAUGCACCAUCUCUUUCUGUACAGAAGGCGCUUGUAGAUUUGGGCACAUCAUUCCCUAGCGCUUCUUUACUCCUUCAAGUUCGUCUACAUCACAAUGCUCGAAUUCUCACAGUUUGCGAGGACGUGGAGCAGUACAUUGAACUGCGUAAUUUGUCAUGCCUGGAGGCUGCGUUCCGAUUUGCAGAGCUGGCCUGUGCUGUCUCGCCUUCCCUUCAAGUCGCUAGUUAUGCACCUUGGUUUUCCAUGUCUUUGAACGAGUCAUCAUCAAAGUUGGUCGCUGUGUCUAGCAAUGGCGACUUCCACCUGUUUGAUAUCCCAUAUACACGCCCAGCAUUUUCUAUACGGUAUAUUUCCGGGCCUCGACCAGUUCAAGCUGUUUUCAUCGAGGACGAGGAAGUAGUGUUUUGUUCAACACUGGGAGAGGUUGUGAGAAGCUCUUUAGAUGAGCUAAAAGAAGCCGUAUAUUCUGUUCGUUGUUCCGAUAAGUUCACAACGCGUACUACGCUAGUUGCUCCUGCUCACAGGGAGCUAUUUGUAUUGGCAACUGAUGGAGGAACGGAAGCCCUGCGUGAGGUAGCCCUACAGAGGACAUCGUUGGCUUGCCGUCUAUGGAUUUCUACUUUAUGGAGCUCUUUCAAAAAUCUCGUUGGAAUAGCUGUCGGUGAUGCUGCCCUCCCUUUGGAAAAAGCGACACACUCGGAAUCACUGAACUUUGCGCUUCUGCAUGCUCCUACGCGGACACUUCAGCAGUUAUUUGAGAGAACGUUAAAUGAGCGAGACUAUUCCCGAGCGAAGAGCCUGGCAGAGAGUUAUGAUACGAUCGACAUUGACGUUGUACUCAAAGCAGAAUGGCGUGAUGUUUGUCAGAGCCAGUCAGUGACUGUUGAGAGUGUGGACAAUAUACUGCAAGAUUCGGCGCCCGCCCACAAGGCCAAGGUCGUCCAAGCGUGGUGCAAGAGCGAACUCCCCGACUUCAUCUCGGCAGAAGAAUGGCCGGCAUCGUCACCGGAUUUGAACCCACUGGACUAUAACUUGUGGUCCUACCUUGAGAGCAAGGCCUGCGCCACACCCCAGCCAAUUGGAUUCUCUGAAGGCAGGCUCAUUCGAGAAUGGGACGAAAUCGACGACGCACUCCUGCGUCCGGUCAUCGACGCCUUUCCCAAGCGACUCCGCGCUGUCGUCCGUGCCAAAGGUGGCCGAAUCGAGAAGUAA